GACAUAAAACGACUCCAUCUCCCGACCUGCACCCAUUAACAUUUAAAACCGAUCAUUUAAACACAACUGGCAGCGCAUUUGCAGAACCUUUAUACCUACUCGGUAUUACCACUUUGAUACAAGACAAUUCCCUCGGAGGGCGCUAGCGGAGAAGCGAUUAGAAAAACUCAGACCUACCACCCGGCUUCACUAGUCGGUGUGUCUUGAACACAAAAACGAACGCUCUCGGGAUAACGCGGGAAACGCUGCUGUGCUGGUUCAGUGUUUCCCACAGAGGAGCCGCCGCCACGCUAAUCCGUGUAUUUACUGAUGCUAUCAACACCAGGGCCAACCAAUGACACCUUUUACAGCUUUUAGCGGUUACACUCUGACCCGAGAACGUUUAUCCUAACUCCGUCCUCAGGCUGUGGGGAGUCCGGACCGCUUUAAUAAACCCGGAGGAGCGGUUAAUUAUAUGUCGGACCCCGCGCUGCUCGUUCAGUCGUUAGCUCCGACACAAAGAGAGGAGUCGCGCUAACUAGCUAAACAAUUAGCAAAGUUAUCCAAAAAAUGGAUACGUUUCAGAAGGUGGAAAAGAUAGGAGAAGGGACGUACGGAGUGGUUUACAAAGCGAAGAACAAAGUCACCGGAGAAACUGUUGCUCUGAAGAAAAUCAGGCUAGACACGGAAACAGAGGGUGUGCCGAGCACUGCCAUCCGAGAGAUUUCACUUCUUAAGGAACUCAGUCACCCAAACAUUGUCAAAUUGCGUGACGUCAUCCACACCGAGAACAAGCUCUACCUUGUUUUUGAGUUCCUUCAUCAGGAUCUAAAGAAGUUCAUGGACUCCUCCUCAGUCACUGGUAUCCCACUGCCUCUUGUUAAGAGUUAUCUUUUCCAGCUGCUGCAAGGCCUGGCCUUCUGCCACUCUCACAGGGUCCUUCAUCGAGACCUGAAGCCACAGAACCUCCUCAUCAAUGCUCAGGGGGAGAUCAAGCUCGCUGACUUUGGCCUGGCAAGAGCCUUCGGAGUACCUGUCCGCACAUACACACAUGAGGUGGUGACCCUUUGGUACAGAGCACCAGAAAUUCUCCUUGGCUGCAAAUACUACUCCACAGCUGUUGACAUCUGGAGCCUAGGGUGCAUCUUUGCUGAAAUGAUCACCAGGAGGGCCCUUUUCCCUGGCGACUCAGAGAUCGAUCAGUUAUUCAGGAUCUUCCGCACCUUGGGCACACCUGAUGAGACCGUCUGGCCCGGAGUCACAUCAAUGCCCGACUACAAACCAUCUUUCCCCAAGUGGGCCAGACAGGAUUUAUCCAAAAUGGUUCCUCUUCUUGACGAGGAUGGAAUAGAGCUGCUGGGAGAAAUGCUGAAUUACGAUCCAAACAAAAGGUUAUCUGCCAAAAACGCCCUUGUACAUCGAUUCUUCCGUGACGUCACCAUGCCAAUUCCUCAUCUGAGACUCUGAGUCAAGCAAAAUAUCAGGCUGUUUCUAUGCCAACGAUGUGUAAGCAAUAAGGACCCCCUCAGCCUCCUUUCAGGACCAUGCCUGGAAUGGACAGAAACAGUGGACACUACAGGAUAUGUUGGAGCCUUUAAUGGAUAUUUAAUAAUACUGAAAACCAGUUCUCUAGAAGAUAGAUGUCCUGAAAGUUUUGCUGUUUUUUCAGUGCAGAUGUUGUAAUAGUUAUCAAUGUUUAACUGUAAUUUUCAAUACCAUAUUUUGCAUAUUUAUGUGCAGCUGCCAUUUUUGGUGUAAAUAUCAUUUGUGAGUGGGAUGGUCCUCUGGCUGAGCGCAGGUCAGACAGACACACUCUAGUUGCGUGCCAUUCAAUUUCCCAAUUUAAUUGGCGUGUUGGCUUUAGGAUGUCAACAUUUAAAUAGUCAAGUAGUUAGAAUUAAAUAUUAUUGCAUACGUUUGUGGGGUUAGUGCAAAUAACAAAUGUCAUGCUUUGUAAGACUGAGCAGCAGCUGAAUGAAAGACGGAAUGACUCAGUACAAGUUGUCGCAAAACAGACAUCAGACGUCAGCUGAUGUAAAACAGUUGUUGCUAAGAGAACAUGAGAUUAUAACCAUGGUCUUCUAGUUUGAUUUUUCUUAUAGUUAAAUACAAAAUUUGGGUCCAAAGUAUCUUGAAGUGAAUUUAAAACUGCACCUUGGGUUGUUUAACACACAGAAAUGCUUGUUGGUAAUUCAGGUUUUCUGGCAGGAAUACUUACCAAACUGAACUUCUCAGCUUUGUACAUGCAGUACAGUUGUGAUAUUUAAAUGUUCCCUGUCAUAAUUCAUAUUUUACAGAAUUUAAUGUGCUGGUACAUUUUUCUUACUCUAGAUUUUAUCCAAACUUAAUGAACAGUUUUUUAUGGAUAUUGUUUAUACAGUUUGAAAAAUAAACUUGUUCAAAUAA
This is a messenger RNA of Xiphias gladius (swordfish), 2385 nucleotides long. RefSeq names its product cyclin-dependent kinase 2 (gene cdk2). NCBI's taxonomy places the organism in Eukaryota, Metazoa, Chordata, Actinopteri, Istiophoriformes, Xiphiidae. The record is from RefSeq and is a predicted model, not a curated record. Bases 550 to 1446 code for a protein of 298 amino acids. Gene Ontology annotation, biological process: protein phosphorylation; regulation of gene expression; regulation of G2/M transition of mitotic cell cycle. The transcript is spliced from 7 exons. Gene Ontology annotation, cellular component: nucleus; cyclin-dependent protein kinase holoenzyme complex; cytoplasm. Gene Ontology annotation, molecular function: ATP binding; cyclin-dependent protein serine/threonine kinase activity; cyclin binding.